Molecule: messenger RNA, 12511 nt
Organism: Cuscuta europaea
Lineage: Eukaryota; Viridiplantae; Streptophyta; Magnoliopsida; Solanales; Convolvulaceae
Source: the annotation of a GenBank genome assembly
AAACAAUCUUGUAGUUUUCUCCCUUUCGGGUUUCCACGUAAAAACAGAGUGUUCGUAUCAAAUUAUAUCUGUAUUUACUAUAUCGUGUUGGAUUAAACUCAACACUGAGGCCGUUUGUGGGAAUCUGGUUCAAAAAGAUUAAUGUGUUUUGAGCUACAACAAAAAAAUGAUGCGGAGUGUAAUGAUUUCAACAAAAAAUUAGCAGACAGAAAGAGGGAUGAAGGAAUUCGGAUCUGGGAUCUGGAAUUCAAGGUUUGGGGGACCAGAAGGCCUGCCGCCUGAACGCCACCAGCCGGAGCAGAACCACUUCCAUCGCCACAUUACUGUUCACUGCUCAGACCUGGCUCCUCCGUCUGAAGCGCGACACCGUCGCUCGUCGCUGGCAGCCAGCCGUUGGUCACUCUUCCGCCUGGCCAGCCACUGCUCGGACCUCAACACGUGCCAAAUGACUUGAAGGAUUUUCCAGCUGAAAUCCUUAGUUUUUCGCCAUUAAUGGUGGCUUGGAGUUCAUCAAGGUUACAUACGAAGCUCAGCAAAUCUUCCACGGAAGCCAGACCCCUUUGGCCAACUUUGUCACUUUCCCUUUUAAUCAAUCAAUUUGUGGUUCCUGUUAUUUCUGUCUUCUUUUCACAAAUCUCUACUACACAGUUUUUACUUUAUUAUUCUACGUGUCAGUCAAACUUGACAAUCUUUUCAAGGAAGUAUUUUUUUCCUUGGUAGCCAGCGCUUCAUGUCCGGGGAGGCAAGGACAACAGACAGGACCUCAAAUAUGCAGGCCUCUCCAUGAUUGUGGGCGGUGCCAUCCACUCAUGACUCCAAGAGCUAAGUACCAACUUUUAAAUUUGGUACAUUUAAUUGCCACUGAGUAAUAGUUUAAAAUAGUAUCACUACUAUUAUUUUGUUAUCACUAUUAUUUAAUAGGGAUUAAAUAUCUCGAAAUUAAGUAAUGACCAAGCGAAGUUCUAGUGAUAAAUGACCACCGUCAUUUUAAUUAGAUGACUGGUGUUGUAGGCCCGUCGGUCCACUCUUGAUCAGCUUUAAUUAGCAAUCGGAGCGUAUCUAAAUAGCUUGUGGUAGGAUAAUAUCACCGCUAUUAUCUGUACAUCACCAUUAUUUAUUAUGGAUAAAAAAUGUCCCGAAUUAAAUAAUGCAAAGCGAAGCUCUAGUGAUGGUUAGUUCAGCCAACAUUUUAGUAAAUACUUAGUUUUUUGUUGGCUCAUUGGCCCACUCUCCAUAGGGCUCCGCCUCGAUGAUGCGUUUUAAUUUAGGGGUUACGCAUUAGUCUGCACGGCACCAAGUGCCUGAUCGACGAUCGUACCCCAAUACCAUCCGCGCCACUAAGCGCAAAGUGUUGUUGCCAAACGCGGCCUAUCGGGCCCGAGAGCACCAAAGCGCUCGAACUCGUUUUCGAGGGCAGAGCAGCAACGUGGGUCUGAGUUUUCAAACUCACAGACCGACGGUUAUUUCUAUGCGACGUUCGGCAAGUCACUAAGUGGCCUCGCCCUGGACGAUUGUAACCCCGCACGAUGAGCCGGGCCGAGGGUCACAAUAACCCAUAGGCCGGCAAUCGCGAGCGUUGAAAAAAGAAAGCCAUAUGGAUGGUUAUAAUUAUAUAUAUAUUGUCGGGCCGUGCGGCCCGUUACCGUGCUUAUCAUGCAGUUGAGGCCGCUCAAUGCGCCCGAGCAGAAGUUUAAAUGACGCUCGACAUGAGUUCCGAAGAUGUUCCAAACCGGCUAAAGAAAAGGGCCGCGAGACGUUCAUACUUCCCCAAGAGGCCGAGGGCCAAGAGGAGACCAUCGCGGGCGAGGGCCAUGAGACCAUCCUUACAUCACGACUGACCUCACGAAACGGCGUGUUUACACUUUGAAGACCGGCAUCAUCCCCACACUACGCGGAUGAGAGCCGUUGCAUGGAUACACACGACCGGCCUCUCGGCUCGGCAUGCUAUCUAUAUCUGAAGAUCGGCCUCGCCCCGCUCCUCGCGAAAGAGGAUCGUUGCUGGUUUCUUUCUGAUCGGCCCUCAGGCCGAUCCCCUCGCAUGGCCAACGACCCCCUGGUACGGUGCCAUCAGCAUAUUAAAAGACCCCUAAAAAAAAACAAAAAUUCAGAGGGGCACUGGGGAAUCCCCAAAGGGGAUAAACCUGUUCCUCAUCACAAUCGCGGCCGAGCCUAGCUCAGGAUCCAAAGUACCGGGCCAAAUGGGCAGGUAAGCGAACGGGUGAAGGAACAAAGAUUCCAUCCAGCUCAGAAAUCGGCCCCCAGCGCCGACAUCAUCAUGUGGCCAUCGACCCCCUGGUACGGUGCCAUCAUAUUCAUCAUAUUUGAAGACCGGCCUCGUCCCCGCUCCUCGCAGAUGAGGACCGUUGAUUAUUUCAGAUCGGCCCCAGUGCCGACAUCAUUUCGUGGCCACAGACCCCCUGGUACGGUGCCAUCAUCAUAUUUGAAGACCGGCCUCGUCCCCGCUCCUCGCGGAUGAGGACCAAUGAUUAUUUAAGAUCGGCCCCAACACCGACAUCAUUUCAUGGCCACUGAGCCCCUGGUACGGUGCCAUCAUCAUAUUUGAAGACCGGCCUCGUCCCCGCUCCUCGCUGAUGAGUACCGUUGAUUAUUUCAGUUCGGCCCCUAGUGCCGACAUCAUUUAAUAGCCACCGACCCCCUGGUACGGUGCCAUCAUCAUAUUUGAAGAGCUGCCUCGUCCCCGCUCCUUGCGGAUGAGGACCGUUGAUUAUUUCAGAUCGGCCUCUAGUGCCGACAUCAUUUCGUGGCCACCGACCCCCUGGUACGGUGCCAUCAUCAUAUUUGAAGACCGGCCUCGUUUCCGCUCCUCGCGGAUGAGGACCGUUGAUUAUUUCAGAUCGCCCCCCAGCGCCGACAUCAUAUCAUGGCCACUGACCCCCUGGUACGGUGCCAUCAUUAUAUUUGAAGAUCGACCUCAUCCCCGCUCCUCACGGAUGAGGACCGUUGAUUAUUUAAGAUCGUCCCCCAGUUCCAACAUCAUUUCAUGGCCACCGACCCCCUGGUACGUUGCCAUCAUCAUAUUUGAAGACCGGCCUCGUCCCCGCUCCUUGUGGAUGAGGACAGUUGAUUAUUUCAGAUCGGCCCCCAGCGCCGACAUCAUUUCAUGGCCACCGACCCGCUGGUACGGUACCAUCAUCAUAUUUGAAGACCGGCCUCAUCCCCGCUCCUCGCGGAUGAGGACCGUUGAUUAUUUCAGAUUGGCUCCCAGCGCCGACAUCAUUACAUGGCCACCGACCCCCUGGUAUGGUGCCAUCAUCAUAUUUGAAGACCGGCCUCGUCCCCGCUCCUCGCGGAUGAGGACCAUUGUUUGAUUAUUCCAGAUCGACUCCCAGCGCCGACAUCAUUACAUGGCCACCGACCCCCUGGUACGGUGCCAUCAUCACAUCUGAAGAUCGGCCUCGUCCUCGCUCCUCGCGGAUGAGGACCGUUGAUUAUUUAAGAUCGGCCCCCAGUGCCGACUUCAUUUCAUGGCCACCGACCCCCUGGUACGGUGCCAUCAUUAUAUUUGAAGACCGGCCUCGUCCCCGCUCCUCGCGGAUGAGGACCAUUGAUUAUUUCAGAUCGCCCCCCAGUGCCGACAUCAUUUCAUGGCCACCGACCCCCUGGUAUGGUGCCAUUAUCUUAUUUGAAGACCGGCCUCCUCCCCGCUCCUCGUGGAUGAGGACCGUUGAUUAUUUUUGAUCGGCCCCUAGUGCCGACAUCAUUUCGUGGCCACCGACCCCCUGAUACGAUGCCAUCAUCAUAUUUGAAGAGCGGCCUCGUCCCCGCUCCUCACGGAUGAGGACCGUUGAUUAUUUCAGAUCGGACCCCAGCGCUGACAUUAUUUCAUGGCCACCGACCCCCUGGUACGGGGCCGUCAUCAUAUUUGAAGAUCGGCCUCGUCCCCGCUCCUCGCGGAUGAGGACCGUUGAUUAUUUCAGAUCGGCCCCCAGUGCCCACAUCAUUUCAUGGCCACCGACCCCCUGGUACGGUGCCAUCAUCAUAUUUGAAGACCGGCCUCGUCCCCGCUCCUCGUGGAUGAGGACCGUUGAUUAUUUCAGAUCUGCCCCCAGCGCCGACAUCAUUUCAUGGCCACCGACCCCCUGGUACGGUGCCAUCAUCAUAUUUGAAGACUGGCCUCGUCCCCGUUCCUUGCGGAUGAGGACCGUUGAUUAUUUCAGAUCGGCUCACAGCGCCGACAUCAUUAUAUGGCCACCGACCCCCUGGUACGGUGCCAUCAUCAUAUUUGAAGAUCGACCUCGUCCCCGCUCCUCGCGGAUGAGGACCGUUGUUUGAUUAUUCCAGACCGGCUCCCAGCGCCGAUAUCAUUACAUGGCCACCGACCCCCUAUACGGUGCCAUCAUCAUAUCUGAAGACCAGCCUCGUCCCCGCUCCUCGCGGAUGAGGACCGUUGAUUAUUUCAGAUCAGCCCCCAGUGCCGACAUCAUUUCAUGGCCACCGACCCCCUGGUACGGUGCCAUCAUCAUAUUUGAAGACCGGCCUCGUCCGCGCUCCUCGCGGAUGAGGACCGUUGAUUAUUUCAGAUCAGCCCCAGUGCGGACAUCGUUUCAUGGCCACCGACCCCCUGGUACAGUGCCAUUAUCAUAGUUGAACACUGGUCUCGUCCCCGCUUCUUGCGGAUGAGGACCGUUGAUUGAUUAUUUGAGAUCGGCCCUGAGUGCCGACAUCGUUUCAUGGCCACCGACCCCCUAGUACGGUGCCAUUAUCAUAGUUGAAGACCGGCCUCGUCCCCGCUCCUUGCGGAUGAGGGCCGUUGAUUGAUUAUUUUAGGUCGACCCCAGUGCCGACAUCUUCACAUGGCCACCGACCUCCGGGUACGAUGCCAUCACCAUAUUCAAAGACCCCUCAAAAAAAGGAAAGAAAAUAUAAAUACAAAUUCAGAGGGGCACUGGGGAAUCCCCAAAGGGGAUUAACCCGUUCUUCAUCACAAUCGCGGCCGAGCCCAGCUCAGGAUCCAAAGGACCGGGCCAAAUGGGCAGGUAAGCGAACGGAUGAAGGAAAGAAGAAACGGGGAAUCUCCAAAGGAGAUAAACCCGUUCCGCAUCACAAUCGUGGCCGAGCCCAGCCCAGAAUCCAAAGGACCGGGCCAAAUGGGCAGGUAAGACGAGCGGAUGAUGGAUCAAAGUUAAGACUCCUCAAAAAAAAAUUAGGGGAGCAACGGGGAAUCUCCAAAGGAGAUAAACCCGUUCCGCAUCACAAUCGCGGUCGAGCCCAGGAUCCAAAGGACCGGGCCAAAUGGGCAGGUAAGACGAGCGGAUGACGGAACGAAGUUAAAGACCUCUCAAAAAAAUAAAAAAAAAUCAGAGGGGCACUAGGGAAUCCCCAAAGGGGAUAAACCCGUUCCUCAUCACAAUCGCGGCCGAGCCCAGCUCAGGAUCCAAAGGACCGGCCAAAUGGGCAGGUAAGCGAACGGAUGAAGGAACGAAGAAAUGGGGAAUCUCAAAAGGAGAUAAACCCGUUCUGCAUCACAAUCACGGCCGAGCCCAGCCCAGGAUCCAAAUGACCGGGCCAAAUGGGCAGGUAAGACGAGCGAAUGAUGGAACGAAGAAACGGGGAAUCUCCAAAGGAGAUAAACCCGUUCCGCAUCACAAUCGCGGCCGAGCCCAGCCCAGGAUCCAAAGGACCGGGCCAAAUGGGCAGAUAAGAUGAGCGGAUGACGGAACGAAGUUAAAGACCUCUCAAAAAAAAAACUCAGAGGGGCACUGGGGAAUCCCCAAAGGGAUAAACUCGUUUCCCAUCACAAUCGCGGCUGAGCCCAGCUCAGGAUCCAAAAGGACCGAGCCAAAUGGGCAAGUAAGACGAGCGGAUGGUGAAACGAAAAAACAAAAGAAUUCCCAAAGGGAUCAAAACCGUUCCACGCAAAGUACGAGGACUUAGCUCAGCCCAGGAUCCAAGGACCGGGCUAAAGGGCAAAUACGCAGAGCAGAUGAGGACCACUCCAGAGGCCGAGGGCCUGGAGACGAGCAUUUCCACUCUAGAGGCCGAGGGCCUGGAGACGAGCAUUUCCAUUCCAGAGGACCCAAGGGCCUGGAGACGAGCAUUUCCAUUCUGGAGGACCCGAGGGCCUGGAGACGAGCAUUUCCACUCCAGAGGUCGAGGGCCUGGAGACGAGCAUUUCCAUUCCAGAGGACCCGAGGGCCUGGAGACGAGCAUUUCCACUCCAGAGGCCGAGGGCCUCGAGACGAGCAUUUCCAUUCCAGAGGACCCGAGGGCCUGGAGACGAGCAUUUCCACUCCAGAGGCCGAGGGCCUGGAGACGAGCAUCCCCACCCUUGAAGACCCAAAGAGAGAGAGAGAAUGAGCUAGGUACAACGAGCAGAUGAGGACGACCAUCUUUUGCAGCACAAUCGGCCCCUCAGCGUCGACGUGUCUAGCUCACGGUUCGGCUCGCCCAUCCCCUCCAGGAUGGCGAUGACCGUCUUAUGCAGCACGAUCGGCCCCUCAGCGUCGACGUGUCUAGCUCACGGUUCGGCUCACCCAUCCCCUCCAGGAUGGCGAUGACCAUCUUAUGCAGUAGGAUCGGCCCCUCAGCGCCAUCGAAUCCAGUUCACGGUCGGCUCACCCAUUCCUUCCACGAUGGGGACCACCGUCUUAAGCAGUACGAUCGGCCCCUCAGCGCCAUCAUAUCCAGUUCACGGUUGGCUAACCCAUUCCUUCCAGGAUGGGGACCACCAUCUUAUGCAACACGAUCAGCUCCUCAGCGCCAUCGUGUCCAGUUCACGGUCGGCUCACCUAUUCCUUCCAGGAUGGUGACCACCAUCUUAUGCAGCACGAUCGGCUCCUCAGCGCCAUCGUGUCCUGUUCACGGUCGGCUCACCCAUUCCUUCCACGAUGGGGACCACCGUCUUAAGCAGUACGAUCGACCCCUCAACGCCAUUGUAUCCAGUUCACGGUUGGCUCACCUAUUCCUUGCAGGAUGCGGACCACCGUUUAUGCAGCACGAUCGGCUCCUCAGCGCCAUCGUGUCCAGUUCACGAUCGGUUCACCCAUUCCUUCCAGGAUGGUGACCACCGUCUUUUGCAGCACGAUCGGCUCCUCAGCGCUAUCGUGUCCAGUUCACGGUCGGCUUACCCAUUCCUUCCAGGAUGGGGACCACCGUCUUAUGCAAUACGAUCGGCCCCUAAGCGUCGUCGUACCCAUUCAUGGUCGGGCUCGUCCAUACCUUCCUGGGUGACGACCACCAUCUUAUGCAGCACGAUCGGCCCCUCAGCGCCAUUGUGUCUAGUUCAUGUUUAGCUCAUCGAUACCAUCCAGGGGGAUGACGAACGUCUUAUGCAGCACGAACGGCCCCUCCACGCCAUUCGUAGGGGUGAGCAUCGGGCAGGUUCGGGUCGGGCGGGUGGGUGAACCCAAUACCCUUUCGGGUUUCGGAUGUGUAAUAUGGAUAUCCUACCCUAUGUUUUUUGACUUAGAUAUUUUCGGGUUUUUUUUUUGUAUUUCGGGUAGGGCGGGUUCGGAUCGGGUAUCGGGUUUAGUCGGUUUCAAGUUUCAACUAAAAUAAUUUGAAAUUGCAAAAUAAUUUGUAAUUUCAACACUUGUAAAUCUAAAAUAUUACAAUUGCAAAACAUAAUUUGAUUCCCAUACAUAAUGUGAAUAUUACAAAGUAAAGAGUAGGAGGGGUCAAAAUUGUAACAAAGAGUUUUAGCAUAUUACAAAAUACAGAUUACUGAAUUACACAAUUCAUUAAUCAUUAACAUUCAAAGUUCCAACUAGUCAAGUACGCAAAAAUGCAAAAAUGCUUGAAGACUUUGAUGUUCCACAACUAUCUUUCACAUUCGUGUCCGGUUCUUGUUCGACGUAAGACCACACCAUGGCAAAGUAAGACCAUAUCUCGGCAAAGUAAGACCAUACCGUGGCAACGAACGUCUUAUGCAGCACGCUUGGCCCCUCAGCACCGUCGUGCCCGGUUUACCGAUGACAUUCACCGCUUUGUAUCACAUCUUACAUGCCCUCUCUCAUACAUGGCACUCAUACAUCACAUGCAUUCAUACAUUCAUGCCUCAUCUCCCAUACAUCCAUACAUACAUGUACAUCAUAUCGAGCCAGCUCCGCGUCGUCAGCUUAUAUUGUGCAGGGACCUCUAAGCUUCUCCAUUCGAAAGCUCGAGUCAAAGUCCUCUACUCCCGCCUGAUACAUUCAGGGGGAGAGUGUCCGGGGAAGAGCAUCCCUUGCCCGACCCCGUCGGGAGGGGAGUGCCUUACCGGCAUGUUAUAUUCGGGGGGGGGGGGGGGGGGGGGGGGUCAGACACCCACUCAUAUAUUAUGAUUACUCGAAGACACAAUUCCAGCAAGACAGAUGAAGAGCACAUGCAAGAGUAUAUUUUCUCGAGCAGAUUCGCACGCUCACUAUUCAAGAAACUGGGAGACUUGUGUUGGGAUAUAUCAUCCUGGUCUAUUACUGUUCAGGGGUCCAAGACUUUACGUAGUACGGAACCCUAUCAGUAAGGCCCAUUUUAGAUUGUCAGGCCUAUUUCGACCUCUGGGCCCAUUUCUGCCCAUUCGACCCGCCUAGGCCCAAGAGGCCGUUUAGGCCCACUCGGCCCGUUAGGGUGGAGAGCUCCCCUUCCCCCUUUCAUCUAUAAAUAGGUGGACUUCCCUCCUAAUAACGGAUCCCUCUUUUGAUCCUCUCUUUCUUCCCCGUUCUCCCUAGCUAGCUUUAUACUCCAUCAAUGGAGCUUCAAUAUUGUAUUAUGUAAUGGUGAGGAGAGUAUUAAUAAAAGGAGAGGGCUUGAAGAUUAGCCUAAACAGUCCUGUGGUUUUCUCCCUUUCGGGUUUCCACGUAAAAACAGAGUGUUCGUAUCAAAUUAUAUAUAUAUUUAUUAUAUCGUGUAGGAUUAAACUCAACACUAUCAUAUGUUGAACAUCUUUUUCAUUUAGAAUGCCAUUUAGAGUUUGUUUAGUAACACAUAAAAUGGAUGAAUCUAUUGAAAUUGGAGAAAUUCUUGUUGAAAUCGCUGAAGUGGCUGAAUAUACAUUUGUCUGAAAAAGUAGCUAAAAUUUUCGUUUAUAAUAACUUCAUUCAAUUCUGGCAAAAAAAUUAACUUCAACUUUUGUUAUUUUGAUCAUUACACAAUUAAGCUCUCGAUUUCAAAUUUAACUGAUAAGAUUGAUAAAUUCAAAAAUAGGGUCACCAAACAACACAUAAUUUUAAAUGAAAAAUGAGCAUAUAAGCAUUUUUGUUUGUAUUAUAUAAGGGCUGGUUUUUUUUAUUAUAGUCACUAAAUGUCAGUAAAUCAUAUUUUUAUCCAUUAUCCCUUUUUAUUGAAAAUCUAUUUUUAUUCAAACUGUUAUAACCUUUUCAGUUAAACUCUAACUUUAACAAAAUAUAUUGAAAUUCAUAAUUCUUGUGACGUUUCUUAUGACAGUAAUAUUGCAUUUUUUUGAAAAUAUUUAUCAAACAACUUCCUAUUUUUCAACAACGAUAUCAAUCAUCUCUUAUUAAGUAAAAAAUUAAUCUAUAGCUAUGAUAUAAUCUCAAUUGUUAGACUUAUCUUAUACCUAAAGGCACUAUAUUGUUGGUGCAGGAAUUUGACAACAUGGAAAGCUUGACCGGUGCAAUUAAUGACGUAUUUAUUAGAAUUAAUGCUAGAUGAUUAGUUCUAGCGGUUUCAUGUAUAUUAUGAGAGUUAUUGUUGUAAUUAUGGCGUAGGUUACUGAAAUGGCUGACCAGAAUUUAUGACGACGUAAUGACGAUUGCGCUCUCAAGUGCAAUCGGUGGCGCUCAUAGCUUCCAACUCAAGAUUUAGCCGAAGAGGUGACGCCAUGACAGCAGCAACAAGGCUGGAAUUUGACCCCAUUCUAGUCUCGACCGAACCUUUUAUCCAUCAUUCAGGAGCCGGCACAUCUGGAGAUCCGGGGUCCUCAAACCGAUUUGUUCCUCUCCAGAAUCCCAGCAGUAACAUGUUUCACAGUCUAUUUCCGGAACCUCAGAGACGACGAGUUCCAGACCAUGUCGACAUCCGUCUACAUGUCGACAACAACAACUAGAGACAACAAGAGCCUGAAGUCAUCGUCAUACCCUCACCAACCAGGCAUGAUGUGACCCGAGUGAAGACGCCACCAAUCUCGACGACAAGACAGAUGUAAGCAUAUCCGACAGACCCCUUAUCCGUCAUCAUGGAAGAGCUGAGGGAAAUGCGAGAGAAGAUCAAUGGUAUACCCGGAGUGCCACCUCCAUUGGACGUCGCUUCACAGACAUGCUACGCAGAUUCCCCUUUCGGACGACACAUCACAGACGUUGAGAUUCCAAGGAAGUUUGCUGCCUCCUCGAUGAGAUUAUUCGAUGGAACUACCGACCCCCUGGAACACGUCGCUCAAUACAAGCAGCAGAUGCUUGCCACCUCGGUCAGACCAGAGCAGCGGGAGGCUUGUAUGUGCAGGGCAUUUGGGACAACAUUGACAUGGCCAGUGCUAACGUGGUUCGUCAAUCUGCCGAAUGAAGGCGUCAGCUCAUUUGCGGAGUUAGUCAACCUCUUCAACCAGCAAUUUGCAAGCAGUCGUGUUCUGGAGAAGCAGACCAGCGAUAUCUACCGUGUGGUCCAGAAACGCAACGAAUCCUUAAGGGAUUACCUCCAUCGCUUCAACAAAGAGAAGGUGCCAAUCCCCCGUUGUGACAUACCAACUGUCAUCGAGGCAUUCAGAAGAGGUUUGUAUGAAGAUUCAGAGCUGUACCACGAACGGACGAAAUACCCUUGUCGGUCCUUCAAAGAUGUCCAAACAUAGACGUUAGCUUUCAUCCGUCUAGAAGAAGACUUAUGAUCCCGUCAAAGACAAAUUGAGCAUGAACAGGGGCAUGGGAAAUCAGAAUCUCCCGGGAGGCAUGAUUGCAAGCAUGGAAACCCAUAUUCGAGACCUGAGAAACAAGUCGUCACGAGAUAGACCAGACAACAUGAUCGGAGUCGUCAGACGGGGGGCAUGUCGUCCGAUUCUAGACGGGUUCUGAAAAGCUGCAAUACGGUACCCUUAAAAGUUGUUUCAUUUUUAGUUUAUUAUUUUCUUUUAUAGUUGUCAUUCCUAUGACGAGAUAGAUCAGACGACAUGAUCAAAAUCGUCGGACGAGGGGCAUGUCAUCCAAAGACAGACAGGUUCUGAAGAGCUGCAAUACGGUACCCUUAAAGUUGUUUCAUUUUUAGUUUGGUAUUUUCUUUUACAUAUUGUUGUCACUCCUGUGAUGGGAUAAACCAAACGACGUGAUUGAAAUCGUUUGAGACGGGGGCAUGUCGUCCGAUGAUUGAAAUCGUCUGACUUCAGACAAGUCUUGAUGAUAAGUAUUUGUCUAGUUUUGUAUACAUACUUUUAAUUUAUUACUUUUGUUUACAUAUAAAUAUUCACUAACUUAAGCAUCGGAGGGCCGUUGGCCAAAAGCCAACGGCCAGACUCUGACAACAUGACUUCAUGCAAGAUAAUGACGCAACAAGCACAUUGACGAAUGUUACUAUGCAUUCUUAACGUGCCAACAGAAGGCACCUAUACAUAACUUUUGACAACAUAAAAGGGGGUAGUAAGGUUAGUAUGGGCCAUUCAUAUAAAAAGUAUGAAAGACAAGCCCAUGCGCCUUACACGUUUUGGCCAAAACUAUAGAAAUACACAACAGAAGCAUGUGCUCCAAAAGCAUGACAACAGAAGCUCCAAAACAUAAGGAGACAAUACAGACGAGAUUGACACAAAUCACAAAAACUCAUGUCGACAAUAUUGCUAAAAACACAAAUGAAACAUUAUUCAUAGUUUUCGCAGGAUGUGGACCACGUUCACGCAACCCAACUCGUCUUCUUCAACAACAAAUGAUGUUCCCUUUUCUAGUUUAAGUGUCGACAUUUACAGGAAAGACGUUGCGAACUUCUGCCACCUAGUCGUCAGCACAAUUUCGGAGGGGGAGAAGACAAAGUGCCAGCCUUCAGUCUUCGUUGUUUUAGUCAAUGAGACGGAUUCCAUAGGAAGUCACUCGAAAGAAAGAUGGCAACCUUUCGUUAGACGAGUUGAUCGAUACGUCACAUGAAGUCAGUGAUGGGCCAAUAGAUGUAAUGAACCAAGAUGUGAAGUGUACUUUUGAAUUUUCGACAAGUUGAUGUUAAUAGGUCGACAAGUCCAUGACACGCCUCAACUUCUCAAAAAGGGACAAUUGUUGGUGCAGCAAUUUGACAACAUGGAAAGCUUGACCGGGGCAAUUAAUGACGUAUUUAUUAGAAUUAAUGCUAGAUGAUUAGUUCUAGCGGUUUCAUGUAUAUUAUGAGAGUUAUUGUUGUAAUUAUGGCGUAGGUUACUCAAAUGGCUGACCAGAAUUUAUGACGACGUAAUGACGAUUUUGAUGUCGUUGUUACGGUCGAAACCGUCAACAACGGAUAAAAAGGCAUUAAAUAUCUCUCUUAUAAAUAGACCCAAGCUCUAUGUAAUCAGAGGGACCUUCAUUCGAAUUACACAUCAAUAUACCUUCUAUUUUGCUUACUUGACACCCUUCUUGUUGUUCUUGUCAUUUUCCUUACCGUUCUUGUACGAAAC